Molecule: messenger RNA, 3167 nt
Organism: Trichogramma pretiosum
Lineage: Eukaryota; Metazoa; Arthropoda; Insecta; Hymenoptera; Trichogrammatidae
Gene: Cyp4aa1
Product: probable cytochrome P450 4aa1
Exons: 7
Coding region: 222-1793 (523 amino acids)
Molecular function (GO): iron ion binding; heme binding; monooxygenase activity
Source: RefSeq, a predicted model, not a curated record
UCGCGCGAACGUCUCGCCGCGCUGUAUCCAUUAUAUACGUAUAGAAUAAUAGAGAGAACAAAAAAGUUUGAGGAUCAAAAGCUGUGCGCAACCUAUAUAUCGAGUGUUCUUCUUUUUUUUUUCAUCAUCGUCGUUCUUCUAUGCGAUGCCGAUGAGGUUUAACCUUGAGGACGAAUAAUUGAUUUUUCUUUACGGGUAUCGCCGUCGCCGUCGUCGUCGUCAUGGGUGCUGUGAUACGACAGAUUUGGGACCGUAACGCGCAAGAGCUAUGGAUCUACGUGGGCCUGAUCGCGCUUCUGCUGGCCGCUUACCUCUUCAAGCGCCACAUAAGAAUAUUUUGGACCGUAUUGAAGCUGCACGGCCCGCCCAUCUAUCCGUUCAUCGGCAACGCCAAUUGGCUCUAUCGCAAAGACAUUCUCGAGGUAAUGGCUUACAAAGCCUACAAGGAUUACGGCUCGAUCGCUCGAUUCUGGAUCACUCUGAUCCCCUACGUGGUCCUGCUCGAGCCCGAGGACAUUCAGGUCGUGCUCGCGAGCUCGAAGAACACCAAGAAGAUCGUGUUCUAUCGUCUGCUCGACAAUUUCCUCGGCAAGGGCCUGAUCACGAGCGAGGUCGACACCUGGCGGACGCACAGGCGCGUGCUGCAGCCGGCCUUUCAUCUCACGGUGCUGCAGAAGUUCGUCGACUCGUUCUCCGAGUGCGCCGAUCGGCUGUCGAGCAAGUUGGCCAAGUGCGCGGGUAGAGAGCUGGACGUCACGAGAUUCGUCAACGACGCCGUUUACGAGAUCUUAAACGAGACCGUUUUGGGAGUCGACAUAGCACAAAAGGUCAGAGAAGACGGCACGGUCGAUCUCGAUGAUUUACCAUUUCGCAAAGGGCAAAUGGUCGUGCCGUACCGUCUCAUUCAUCCGUGGCUACUAGUCGAUUGGAUCUACCGACUGACCACGACGGGCCGUCAAGAGAAGAAGCAGAGCCAAGACCUGACGGCCGCCUGCCAGCGCAUGAUCGACGAACUUCGCAGAAAGAAACAAUCGUCCUCGUCUUCGGAAAGCAGCAGCAGCAGCGGUCCGACGUUGGAAAACGAGAAGGAGAAAAAGACGUCCCUGCUCGAGUACAUGCUCGAGCAGAGCGAGAAGAACCCGGAGGGUUUCGGUGACGAGGACAUCAUAAACGAGUGCUGCACGUUCAUGCUGGCGGGCCAGGACUCGGUGGGCACCGCCACCGCCAUGAGCCUCUUUCUGCUGGCCAAGCACACCGAGUGGCAGGACAAGUGUCGCGCCGAGCUCGACCAGAUAUUCGCCGCCGACAGCGGCGGCGGGGAUCCCGCGAGACCCGCCACCAUGCAGGAUCUCAAGGCCAUGAGGACGCUCGAGUGGUGCAUCAAGGAGGCGCUCAGGCUCUAUCCGAGCGUGCCGCUGUUCGCCCGUACCCUCGGCGAGGAUGUCACAGUCGCCGGCAAGCACGUGAUACCGUCGGGCUGCGGGGUAAUUAUACUGCCGUACACGACGCACCGGCUGCCCCAUCACUUCCCGGAGCCGCACAGCUAUCGCCCGGAGCGCUUCAGCCCCGAAAACUCCGAGAAGAGGCAUCCCUACGCUUAUUUGCCCUUCAGUGCCGGACCGCGCAAUUGCAUCGGAAACAAAUUCGCGAUACUGGAGAUGAAGGCCAUGAUAAGCUCGAUACUGAGGAAAUGCAAGCUCGGCACGAUCGAGGGAAAGACCGAGGUGAAGCCGAAAUUUCGUCUGACCGUCAGGGCGUCCGGCGGGCUCUGGGUGACGGUCAAUCAGCGAUGAUGAAUAAUCUUAAGUUUACGCAAUAAGAGAUAAUUGUUAAAUGACCCAAGGUAAAGGUAUGCAUUUAUACCGAACGUUUUUUUUUGUUACUUUUUAUGAAUUUUUGUACAAUAACAACGCGAAAUAUCGUUUCACACACGCAAAUUAUGUACAGUGAUAAUCGAUGUCUUUUUGUUUUUAAGUUCAAGGCGAGCGUUGUGAAUUGCUAUAAGUGCCAGUAACUUUAAAAAACCCACAAAAUCAAUCAUAAAUUCAAAUUAUAAAAAGAAUCAAUUGUGCAGAUCGCAGGAGUAUCUGAAGCGGUGGCUCCAUUGUUAAUUUUAUUGCAAAAGAUAUUGAUUUAAUAAUCCUUAUAUUAUUAGUACAAAGUUAUCCAAGAAUAGCGUCGACUUAUAAAUAUAUUAAUCCUCUUAUAUAGUGGUAUGAAGUGUAUAAUGAUUGCUCGAUAUCGUUUGCAAACUGAGUAUACUAAAAUUAAAUUUCAAAUUAAAUGAUCUGCUCGAGGACUUGCGAAUUAAAAAAUUGAAAUGAUAAAAUUUUAUAUUUAUUAUAUUGUUAUCAUAAUUUGAAUAUGCUCGAAGUUCCUUAUAUUAUUUUCGUCAUGAAUCAGAUAUUGAUUCACUAAUGUUCUCUAGUACAUCCCUGGUAGAAAGAAAUGCUCAAAAUGAAUAAUUAAUCAAUGACCGAACAAUGACUACUUAAAGUGUUUCUAAAUAUAUUGCGAUCAUUGGCUUAUUUUAACAAUUUUUUUUUGUACAAUUAUGUUAAAAAAUAUUAAGCUCAUUUUUAAUAACCUAAAAAUUUAUAUUUUUGAUCACUUGCAAUAUGUUAAUAUCACUUCAAGCCGCUGGAUGGCGAGUACCUUUAUCUGCAAAUCUGCAAGUCGUAAAGUAAAAAAAAUGUAUAAAUCGAAAAUGUUCAUAUGGUCAGUUCAUUAAAUUCAUGUUCAUCCUAUCUUAAUUUGUGAAAAUUUUUCAUUGGUCAAAAAUUAGCCUUAAAAUUUUGAGCGUUUCUACUAAUGAAAAUAUUUUUAUGUACAUGGAUUUGUUUUAAAAUUGGCAAGAUAUAUUCUAUCGCAUUUUUAUUCAUUAAGAAAUAAUUUGAUUAUUUCAAAUGGUAAAAAUCCUUUGUAAUCGCAGUAUUUUUAAUAUAUUAAAUGUACGUCUUACAAUUUGCAACACUCUGUUAAUAUUAUAGAAUUAUAACAAAUUAUUUGAAUUGAAAUAAGUGAAUUUGUAACAAGCAAACAAAAUUUGUAAUAUCUAAUUGUAAUUUCUGUAAAAAUAUGCUUCGUUGAAAAAUUAAAAAUUUUUUUUAUAAAUAUCUUCUGAUUUUACAAAAGCUCUAAUGCAAUAUGAUAGCAGUGAAACUUAA